Messenger RNA from Monomorium pharaonis (pharaoh ant), 2265 nucleotides. Its product is annotated as antichymotrypsin-2. The transcript is spliced from 9 exons. Bases 211 to 1518 code for a protein of 435 amino acids. The record is from RefSeq and is a predicted model, not a curated record. Gene Ontology annotation, molecular function: serine-type endopeptidase inhibitor activity. NCBI's taxonomy places the organism in Eukaryota, Metazoa, Arthropoda, Insecta, Hymenoptera, Formicidae.
UGGACGGCCGGACGUGAGUGCGAAGCGCAACAACGAUCUACGAAACUGUAUUCGCGCGUUCGAGUCCGAACAACACAUUGAACCGGAAGCCACCGGUGCCAGAAGGGCUCGUGCUCCCUGCCUUUGCCGCCGAACGCCGAUUGUACCUACUCUUCUCUAUUGAUCUUUCCCGUGUCUCCUCUGCGCCAUGAAGUCGUUAACGCAAGAAUAAUGCCAAAAAUGCAGAUAAAGAGCGCACCUGCACAAAUGUUUGCACGAUUAUUCACGAGGAUCAAAGCGGAGGGCAAGUUACAAAGAGGUCUUUUGGCAUUUUGCCUGUUUGCAUCCGUCAUGUCUCAGCCAACUGGAAAUGACUUGGCCGUUCAGGCUGUCUCUCAGGGCGCCCACUUAUUCUCUACCAAUUUUGUUAAGACUGUUGCAAAAGAACAAGAACAAAAUUUAAUAUGCUCUCCCCUGAGUGCCCACAUCGCACUGAGCAUGGCAGCUGACGGCGCUGCCGGAACUACCGAGGCACAGUUCAAAGAUGUUCUCAAGCUUCCAGCCACGAAAGCUCAGACUCUGGAAGGUUAUCAGAAUCUCAUCGAUAAAUUGAAUAACGUUGAAAACGUUACUUUGAAGCUUGCUAACAAGCUAUUCCUCAACCAAGGCUUUCCAGUGAAACCUGAGUACAAGCAAGAUCUUCAGACAUACUAUCGUUCCGACAUUGAGUCGGUAAACUUUUCCGAACAGCAAAAAGCCGUGGAUACCAUCAAUACCUGGUGCAAAGACAACACCAACAAUCGCAUCGAUAACAUCAUUAGUGCCGAUGAGGUGAGUGGGGAUACUGCACUGGUGCUCGCAAACGCAGUAUACUUUAAGGGCAAAUGGGCUCACGAGUUCGAUCCUAAGGCUACUACAGACCGCCCGUUCCACAUUGAUGCCAAUACCGUAAAGAAUGUUCCAACUAUGUUCAGGAAAGGCAACUACAAAUACGUCGAACUGCCGGAAUACGAUGCUAAAUGCAUCGAGCUACCGUACGCGAACAAAGAGAUCAGCAUGGUGAUCAUCCUACCCAAUAAAAUUGAUGGUCUGAGUGCGCUGACUGACAAACUCGAGGAAGUUAGCACGGAAUGCAGCACCCGUCUCACUCAAAUUUACGAGCGUGAGGUACGAGUAUACCUGCCCAGAUUCAGGAUUGAGAACAAAUUGGACCUUGGAAAUACAUUGUCGCAAAAGAUGGGUCUUUCUGAACCGUUCAGCAACGGAGCCAACUUUAAUGGCAUUUCCGACGCACCUUUGAAGAUUGACAAAGUUGUGCAAAAAGCUUUCAUCGAAGUUAACGAGGAGGGUAGCGAGGCAGCAGCCGUCACUGCAGUCAUCACCUUUGCACGAUCCGCACGGAUAUGGACCGGCACGAAUGACUUUUUGAUAGAUCGUCCAUUCGCGUAUAGCAUCAUGAAACGUGUCGCAAACACGGAAACAAAUGCCUUUGAUAAAAUUCCGAUUUUCUGUGGACAAUGCGUGCAGCCUGAAUUUUGAAGAGGCGAGAGAUCGGCGAGGGAAAGCUCUGCCUCGCCGUUCGUUUCUGCUAGCGAAUACAAUUUGCUGUAAACACCCUGUUAAUAUACAUUGCGUCGUUUACCAUUAAUAUUUACGGACGAUGUGCAAUAUUCCUAUACUCUGACAUUAUCUUGUGCGAAGGGUAACUAAAGAAAGAAUCACGAGUUAACCAUGAAUAAUUUGAUUGCCUUCAUUUUCAUCCUCGAAGGCGUUCACGAGUCUCAUCUAACAAAAAUUAAUUAAUUUCAAUUUAAUGACAAUAGUAAUAAACCGCAGAGAUAACAUCAGUCUAUUUUACACGGCAUCUUGUCAUUUGCCAAUCAUGAAAAACGCAUCGCAGCUUGUAUAUACAUAUAAUUUUGUAUAUAGAACAGUAAGACUUCGUGACUUUAUUAUGAAACGUGGCCACAUCGAUAACAGACGAUCUUAUAGCAUAAAUAAAUAUUUCAGUUCCAGUAUUCCGGAUAUCGGGGGCACCGACAUUUAAAGUGGAUCGUGCGUUUUUCUUUUGCACCGUUAAGUCAUACCCCGAAAAUAACUUUGUAAAUCUGUUCGUUGGACGCAUUGUCGAACCUACUGAGUAAUCAUUUACAGACGUUACGUUUAAAGUGUUUAUUUGAAAAGUAUGAAGCUUAGUAUAAAUCUAGUAAUUAAGAAAGCACAAACUCGAUAUGUAUCUGAAUGGUAAUAAAUGAUAACGGCAACAUAUGCCUAUGUGCUAAUCGA